CAGACAGGGAGAACCUUCAGAUGAUUCAAGACACAGAGAACCUUCAGAUGAUUCCUGACGCAGAGAACCCUCUGGUGAUUCCAGACAAUGAGACCCCUCUGGUGAUACUAGACAGGGAGAACCCUCUGGUGAUUCUAGACAGAGAGAACCCUCUGGUGAUUCCAGACACAGAGAACCCAGUGAUUAUUCUAGACAGAGAGACCCCUCUGGUGGUUCCAGACACAGAGAACCCAGUGAUUACUCUAGACAGAGAGAACCCUCUGGUGGUUCCAGACACAGAGAACCCAGUGAUUACUCUAGACAGAGAGAACCCUCUGGUGGUUCCAGAGAUUGCCAGUGUCGCUGAGGCUGUGGAAAAGGGCCCAAUGUGCAACGGACAAUCCGGCGAUCACGUCUCAGAAGCUCAUGAUGAGUCUACUGGAGAGCCAUCAGUGCAGCCAGAUGACAAAGCCAUGUCACUGGAGAGUCAGAGUCUCCCCACAGCCUCUCCUGUCACCCCUCUAAAGGAGAGUCAGAGUCCCCCCACAGCCUCUCCUGUCACCCCUCUAAAGGAGAGUCAGAGUCCCCCCACAGCCUCUCCUGUCACCCCUCUAAAGGAGAGUCAGACUCCCCCCAUGGCCUCCCCUGUCACCCCUCGAAAGGAGAAGCCCCCCGUCUCCCCCAACAAGCCCAAGCUCUCAUUGUUCGUCCCUCUGCUCCCCACGACGACAUCCUUGGAGUGUGUCCAGGUGCUGACCGCCGAGAGCCCAGUCGCCUCCAGCCCGGUCACCUCCAGCCCUGUCGCCUCCAGCCCAGACGGCCCCCCUCUGUUCGAGGUCAGCGGCGGGCAGUGCUUCACACUGCACCAGGAGGACGGAGAGGACAGCGACUCGGGCAGCUCCACGCCCAUGCUGCUGACGCAGAGGAGGGACUCGCUGAGCAGCGAGCUGUCGUCCGAGGGGAUGCCCCCGGGGAUGCACAUCCAGGACCUGCUGAUCCAGGAGCAGGACCUCGGCCUGAGCGACGAGAGGAGCACGUCGGACGAGGAUGACCAGGCCGCCAGCUCGGGGUCCUCCGGCUCCAGGGAGGAGGAACAGGGCGUGGUGGCGGACUCUCCCCACGGUAGCGCCACACUGGACGCCAGCAGCACCAGCAGCACCAGCAGCAUCAGCUCCAGCGGGGCGCACGGAGACAUGGGCACCCCCACUCGCCCCCGCACCACCGAGGACCUCUUCGCCGUCAUACACAGGUCAAAGAGGAAAGUUCUGGGCCGUGGCGACUGUGAGGAGCUGCUGCUGUCCUCGCCGUCCCCCCCGGUGACCCCGACGGGGUCGUCUCCCGGGGCGAUGGCGGCGCCCCCCCCCUCCCUGUGGCUGGGGCGUCCGGCGGGGUCCAUCCAGCGCAGCCUGCGGCGCUCGAGCACCAGCAGCGACAGCUUCAAGGCCCUGCUGCUGAAGAAGGGCAGCCGCGCAGAGGGAAGCUUCCGCAUGUCCGCCGCAGAGAUGCUCAAGUGCACCGACCCGCGCAAGCAGCGGCCGCCAAGGACCGACGCCUCCUCCUCAUCCUCCUCCUCCUCCUCUUCCUCCGCGUCCUCGUCAGAAUCCGCUCAGCCGCCCUCGUCCUCGUCCUCGUCCUCCUCCUCGCCCUCCCACACGGCGACGCCCGGUCCGGUGGAGAACGGCGUGAGCGGAGACUCGUCCCGCCUGUCGCCUGGACGCAGUCGCCGCUCCGUGGUGGAGGAGUGGUGGAGAACCGAGGGCCUGACCCAUCACCUCGCCUCCUCCUCCUCCUCCUCCUCCUCCUCCCCCGGCCACUGCGCCUCCUCUUUCUCCUUCUCCCCCACCUCCCCCACCUCCCCCGGCGCCGUCUUCAUGCCCCCGGGCAAGUCCGCUCGCUCGCGCACGCCCCCGUCGGCCGCUAGUAGCCGCUACAACGCGCGCGGCCGCAUCCCCAGCAGCCCCAUGACGGCCAUCUGCGAGCGCGAGGGAGAGCUGGCCGAGAUGAGUGACGGCUACGAGGACCAAUGGGAGCCCAGCGCCAGGACAAUGGGGCAGCACCGCAGCCCCUUCAGCCUGGCCCUGAGCCCCGGACCCACACUCUGCAAGGGGGGCAGCGCUUAGGGCCGGAGACCCCCCCCCCCCCCCCGAGACUGCACUGCGCCUGCCGCAAGGGCGCUUUUAAAGACUCUUUAGGAUUUAACCACAAUUUCACUCUGGACCUCUAAAAUCACCUCAUUUCUGACUUUUUUGUUUGUUUUUGUUCCUUUUGAGAAAUGGCUCGUGCUAGCCCACCAUUGAACACACUCACGCCAGCUCUUAACUGUCAUCCCUAUUGGUUCAGCUGCUUUUCCUUGUCCCUCCAUUUUCCUCUGCGAUAGCGGCCUCACCUCACAAGAAGUUAGCACGGAAGCUAGCACCGUUUCCCCCCCUGUGACAUUAACACUGUCGGCCCUUUUUCCAUGUGUCACGUCUCUUACGUUUAUGCUUGUUUUGCAGGUUAGGGUGUUUGGGUACUUUUUAGGCUUCCUGUUGGCUGUGAUGAGUUGGACUUUUGAAGAGGUAAUAUGAGUGAGAGCGGGGAAUGAGGGAGUUGAGUGGUUUGGAUUGGAAUGUUGUAGCAGGGAUACAUUAUUAUAUGCAUAUAGAGUUUGGCUGGAGUUAGCUCUUGGCUAACUAAAAGUUAGCGGGGUGGUGGUGGUGGCAUUCUUCACAGUGAUCCAAAUGUCACGACGAUGGUGUUCUAACGAGUUGAACUCCGAGUAGGUGUCGGGAGUGGAGCGCUCCAUGCUGUGAGAAGGAGCUGAGAGAUGGGAUGGGAACGUUCAUUAGCUGGGGAAGAGAAGGUGAGGAAGAGACACAAGGAAGGACUCUUUGCAAAGGGGGUUUGUGGAGAAGCUGGUAGAGCUUUUGUUUCAGAUUGUAGAUUUGCACUAAAUUACUGUCUCUUUUCUGACGUGUGCCGUCGUGUUCAGCAGUCCUUGAUUCGAGUGGGGAUCCAGUUAAGCAAUUGAGCUUCUGAAUACCAUUGAGUUUUAUUAAAGGUAUUUAGUAGCCAUGUCUGAAAGUAAAAAACAAAAUGACAUGCAGUUAAAACGUAUGCUGUAUAUAUUUACCAAUAAUAUUAAGCCCUAUUAUCCUGUAAGUCUUAGACUUCUUUUCUAUCAUUGCCCAAAGUCAGUACUUUGAUUCAUGAUAGCAUGUGGUUGCUAUGGACAUAACCAUGAAUAAAGAUAAGCAUUUUUAAAAGGAAAUUACUGGGCCAUACCUUGUAAAAACAAUCAACGCUUUAAUGAGAUUCAAGCCCCUACACACACACACACACACACACACACACACACACUCAUCCAAUUUUAUUAUCCAACAGAUGGUUUCGUAAAUGAGUAGGACAAUGUCAAUAUCAAUGUCAAGCAACACCCAUGUCCUUUGUCAUUGGCCUUGGAGAAGAAGAAAAAGAUCCCAACUUUGUAAAUUUUUUUAUACCUUUUAUUUUGAACAGGGGGAGUACUUUGUAGUGUUUAGCACACUGAGAUCCCAGACAAUCCCAGUUGUAUAGAGAGAGUACUAGGUGUGGGCCUCUGGGUGCAGAGGCAGGAGCUAGCGCUACCGAGAGGUGAAGCCUGUAUGCUGACCUGAAGUUUAU
This is a messenger RNA of Sardina pilchardus (European sardine), 3618 nucleotides long. Its product is annotated as NHS-like protein 1. NCBI's taxonomy places the organism in Eukaryota, Metazoa, Chordata, Actinopteri, Clupeiformes, Clupeidae. The transcript has 3 exons. Gene Ontology annotation, biological process: cell differentiation. The record is from RefSeq and is a predicted model, not a curated record. The coding region runs from base 21 to 2099 and encodes 692 amino acids.